This is a messenger RNA of Uloborus diversus, 5354 nucleotides long. RefSeq names its product probable methyltransferase TARBP1. Lineage: Eukaryota; Metazoa; Arthropoda; Arachnida; Araneae; Uloboridae. The transcript has 7 exons. Gene Ontology annotation, biological process: tRNA methylation. The coding region runs from base 217 to 4536 and encodes 1439 amino acids. Gene Ontology annotation, molecular function: RNA binding; tRNA (guanine) methyltransferase activity. The record is from RefSeq and is a predicted model, not a curated record.
UAUUCACCGAAAACCUUUUUGUUUAUGAGCGACGAGUAUCUUAUUGCUUUUUAUAGUUCAAUCUUCAAUUCCAUUUGCAACACUAAUCAUUUGCUGUAAUAUCGAAAAAAGAUCAUGUCAUCACAAACUGAAAGUUGUUUUCCAGUAUCCUGUUUUUUUUCCAAUUCAAAUUAAAUUUUAAAUCAAUAUUUGAAUUUCAUUUUUUUUAAUUUAAUCAUGGAAAACAGUGAUUUAGACAUAGAAUUCAUCUUAGGAAAGUUUUGCGACAAACAGCUUGUUUUGAAAUACUUUGCAAAUAUAAGAGAAAGUCUUCUAAUAAUUGAUAAACAUUCUGCCGUUGAUUCUCUAAGGAAAUUUCGAAAGUGUUUAUUAUUCUUUGAAAGCACUCAUAUGUUGAGUAGCGAUUAUUUAAUUGUGUAUGAUCAUGGUUCUGAUAAUAUUGAUAUUGAAACUGUCAAUGACAUGUUGCUGUCAAUACUAGAAAUUUUAUCUGAGCACAUUAUUUCAGUUAUAAAAAAAAUUGAAACUGACACUUCACAAGAGUUUUACAAUGGCCUGUUUGAAACUGUUGUCUUGUUAUUACGAAUUCUUUUAAAUCAUCGUAAAUCAGUGCAAUACCAUAAACUGCUAUUUGAAAAUUUAAGAUUAUACUUUAAUGAGUAUACAGUCGAAUGCGAAAAAUUUUCAAGUGAAAUUCAAAAUGAAGAAUUUUGCUUCUACAAUGCAACAUUACACUUUUUCUUGCAGAUUUUAAAAAUUAUUCCCAUUGAUUCACGCAAUAUUUAUGUUUCAAAUGAGGCUCUUAUAAAUACAGUACGCAUUUUCUGUUUAUCCGACCGUCAAACUAUGAAUUUCUUCAUAAGCUCCCUUUUGCCAUCAAUAUUAAAUGUUUCAGAUAAUGAGCUUAAAACUGGGAUAUUGUCAACUGUCUGGAACUUUAUUUCUUCUCAUUUUCCAUCUUGGGAGACCAAGCCUGGUAGAAUGUCCUGCCUCUAUAGUUUGCUUUGUUGUCUCUCUGAAUUUACUUUUCAAAUGGAUGAAGUUGGAGAUUGCUGUAUUUAUGAGGAUAGUAUGUUUUGGAAAUUAAUUCAAUGUGGUUUAUCCAGCAGUGAAUCUUAUAUGAGAAAGCAGUGCUUGUAUGUUUUCAAACUGCUCCUUGCAUUGCUUGAUAAAGAAAACAAAAAAAUUAAUGUACUUGAGGAUGGCAUACCAUUCUUUCAAUGGAGUUCUACAUGUAUCAGUAUUUGGGCAGAUGUAAUUACAUUGUUUGAAACUUUGGAAGAAAAACAGGUGCAUAUCAUCAAGCCUGUUCUGCCUAAAUUUGAGCGAUUAGUUUCUUUAACUGUUAAAGAAACCACAAGUUCUUUUGCCUUUACGUUGCACACUUCUUGGAUUAUAUGUAUUAUCAAGAGAAUGCUCAUUCAUGAAAGCAAGUACAUUACAAGAUGGAGUCUCACUACUGUUUUGAAUUUUAAUUUCAAGACCUGCCCGAUUCAAGUACAAAAUUCAAUGGUAUUUCUCAAAAUCACCAUUGAAGCUCUUAAUGAUCAAAAUUUAUAUAUUAGAAUUAUAUCUUCACAGUCAUGGUGUGGAGUUGCCUUGUUGCAUGUUAUUUCUGCACUGAGUACUGUUGAAAGUACUCCUGCUUGGAAUGGAACUGACUUGCAAUUUAUUAGGAAGCUUUUAAUCGAGAGUCAGGAAACACAAGAAUUAGCUUUCAAGUAUGCUUUGUGCCACUAUAUUGUGGAAUAUAACUUAGAAUCUUUUGAAAUCAGAAAAGUUGCUGUGAUAUUAACUGUUCUUUCAAAAUUAACAUUGCAAUCACCUUGUAGUGGUGAAAACAAUCAACUUUUGAAUUGUUCACUAAUAUUGGAUUCUUUAUUACCUACCUGUCUGUGCCUAUCAAGAAGACCAUAUAUGCCACUAACAAAAAUUUUAAAUAUUUUACAAUUGAUUACAUUCUUGCUGGAAGAAUCUCAAGAUGUAAGAAAAGAUAUGCAUAAUGAUAUCAUCAAAUGCUUUCAUAAUGUUUCUGAUAUUAUUGAGUUUAUAUACAAUAAUAUGUUUCUAACUAUAUCAGAUCCCACUGUUAUUUCUCAUAAUUAUAUUUUUCUGAAUGCUCUUAGAGCAUUUUCUAGGAUUGAAGAAUAUCGAAGUUCGUUUUUGAACCUCGUUAAAGAUUUUACUACGAAAUUCGACAAUCUUACUGAUGAAAAUUAUUUUAUAUUGCCUACACUUAUAUCUUUUUGGAAAAUCUUAAAUUUGCAUUCUAACUAUUUUCAUAGCAAAACAACCAGUGAUAGUUUAUCACUAAAACAUUUGAACAGUUUGAAUUUUCAUAUUGCAUCUAAUAUUAUUGCAAAGUAUGAUUUUAAUAAGAUUUUAUCAUGUACUACAUUUCAAAGCAAAGAGCAUAAGGAGGAAUGGAUAAAAAUUUUUAGGGAGUCUUUUAGUGACUUUUGGAUUGUUAUUCAUCAAGUUCUUGUACAUUUUACUCCUUCGGAAGUAUCUGAUAUAUUGCUUCCUCUUUCUGAGAAAGCAAAAAAGGGCUUCAAUGAAGGACCAGCAUCUGCUGUUGUGCCAAUCAUCAAGUGCUUAAAAGUAAUUGUGCCAAAUCUAGGGAAAACAUAUUUAGUAUACAUGGAAGAUUUAUUAGAUGUUUGUUGGAAAACAUGCCUUGAACUACGAGGAAACGAGAAAUUUCGUCCUGCUUUUAAAAGCUUUGUUGAGGUAAUUUUACAGCCUGAAAUGUUCCAGGAGAUAUUUUUUAAUAUUUUAUAUAAAUAUAUUGAAAACUUUAAGCAGCUUUCUGAAAAUUGUGCUGGAAUUUUUUAUAUUGCUGUUAAGCAGUUUUGUGUGACAUUUAAACUAGCUAACUUGAUGAAUCUGCAAUUUGAUUAUGUGCCAUUUUUGAGCUUUGCUUUAACAUAUGGACCUAUUCAUCACAAAGGUCAAAGAAUAUUAGAAGAAACCCUAGUUUACAUGGCAGAGCAUUGCAAUUUUGAUAUUGGUUCAUCUUAUGAUGUAAACAAACCAUUGUUUUUUGUACGAUUGACAACUAUUAUGUAUUUAUUGGAAAACUUGGCUGAAAUAUCAAAGAAAAAUGAGAAUAUUGCAAUCUUGAUGAUAAAUGAUUUGAUUGAUAUGGAUAAAAAAGUGGCAUUAUCUCGGUCAUCACGUUUUGCAAAUUCCUUCUGUCAUCGUCUCCGAAACAGAAUAUGGCAAAGUGUAAUGUUAUUACAAACAAGUUUAGUUAGUGAUGAAUUAAACCAAAACUUAGUUUUCACCAUUUUAGACAUAUUGAAUUCAGAAAAUCAACAGCCCUCUGUCAGAUGCCUCCAAGAAUGGAUUAUGAUAAGAAUUCUUAUAUCACAAAAAAUCUUCUUAAAGGUUUUCGUUGACUAUUUUGAAAAAUCAUCCGAAAAGCGGCCUAGUCACUUAAUAUCUUUACUUUCUAUUCUAAAUCAUGUUUUUCCUCAUGUAGAUGAAACAGAAUGGGCAUUAUUAAAAUGCUUUCCAGUUAUAAUUAGAUUUUGUAUGGCGCAAAAUUUCAAUGUCCGUUUGCAUGCAAGAUUGACGUUGAUGAACUGUAUUACUCUUUGUGAAAAAGAUAACAUAACUACCAUUCUUGAAAAAUAUGAUUAUCUUUCUGAAAUUAUGACAGCUGAAAACUCAUCUGAAUGUGGAAACUUUUCCAAAAAUUUGAAUAAACUAGCAAGUGAUUUCUAUUUUUCUGCAUUCCAUCCUGAAAAGCAUUUUUCUCUUGAAAGUAUUUUCUUUGAUAUACCACGACUGAAUAAUUUAACUUCCGAAGAGUUGAUAAAGCCCUCAUUUUUUAAAAGCUUUUCCAAGUUAACUGAAAAAAGUAAAAUUCCAUUUUACAAUGCCGAUGACAUUUUAAGAAGAAGCUCCCCUACAAUAUGGACCAGUAAACCAAUAGAGAAAAAUUUGUGUGAAAAUUCAGUUGUUGAUUUUAAUUUCCAGAAAAAAAUUUGUCCAUGGAAAGAUGGAUUGAAUCAACAGUUUGGAAAAUUGGAUAUAGGUGAUUCAAAUAGGAACACAGAAGAAGGUUUAAUUGUAAUAGCCUCAUUAAUUGAUAGAAUUCCUAAUUUAGGUGGACUUUGCCGCACAUGUGAAAUAUUUGGAGUAAAAGAAUUUGUUAUUGGAUGCAUGAAAUAUGUAGAAGAUAAGCAAUUUCAAAAUCUUGCAGUAUCAGCUGACAAAUGGGUUUUGAUAAAGGAAAUAAAAUCAUAUCAUUUAAAGGAAUAUUUAAUGUCUCUUAAAGAGAAAGGUUAUACAUUAAUUGGUGUGGAACAAACGGAUAACAGUAGAAAACUAACAAAAUAUGCAUUUCCAAAAAAUUCUGCACUUUUAUUAGGGCAUGAAAAAGAAGGACUUCCAGUAGAUUUAAUUCAAAUGCUUGACGUUUGUGUUGAGAUACCCCAACAUGGUGUCAUUAGAUCUUUAAAUGUUCAUGUCAGUGGCGCAAUAUUAAUAUGGGAAUAUGCUCGCCAGCAUCAUUUUAAUGUGUCUUAAGUGUAUAUUUUUAUGUUAACAUUUGAACCUUUUUUAUAUUUGUUUGUAACUUAUAUGUGCUAAAUAUUGGAUAUAUAUAUAUAUACACACUGAUGAGCCAAAACAUUAUCACCACCCAGUCAAUAAUGCAUUGUGCCACCUUUGGCCUGCAAAAUAGACCAACGGUGCAAGACGGGAGUAACUGUUCACAUGUAAAACGGCAAACCCUGACACGACCAUCCACGUGAUGAACAAGAAAUCGUGAUUCGUCGGACCAGACAACUAUCUUCUAGUCAUCCAGGGACCAGUCUCGGUGUUUUCGGGACCACUGUAGGCGUAGUUGGCGCUGAUGAUUGGUCAAUAGAGGCACACAAGUGGGACGCCUGCAGCGCAGUCCCAUAUCCAACGGUGCCCCCUGAACUGUAUGUUUGGAAACACUUUUACUCGCACCUGCAUUGUAUUGAGCUGUUAGUUGAUCAACUGUCUGCCUACAAAUUUACUUUACCAGGCAGCCUAGUCUGCAACGUCCCUUUGAUGACGCGUGGCCGUCCAAUACCUUUACGCCUACUGUUGGUUUCACCGUCUUUUUUCCACUUUGCAUAGGUACUAACAACGACAGAUCAUGAACAACCUACCAGCCUUGCAGUUUCUGAGAUACUCGUUUCAAGUCUUCGGGCCAUCACAAUCUGCCCUCUUUCAAAUUCACUAAGAUUGUUAUCCUUUCCCAUAACUUGCAAAAGAAAGUGCUCAAAUGAAGCCUUACCUUCUUCAGUGUCAGUUAUAUACCAAUUCCACGUCAUCCACGUCACGACGAAUUCUUUGAAAAAGUAAGGGGUGGU